This is a messenger RNA of Sinocyclocheilus rhinocerous, 1329 nucleotides long. Its product is annotated as kazal-type serine protease inhibitor domain-containing protein 1-like. Gene Ontology annotation, biological process: regulation of signal transduction; regulation of cell growth. Gene Ontology annotation, molecular function: insulin-like growth factor binding. The transcript has 5 exons. Gene Ontology annotation, cellular component: extracellular region. NCBI's taxonomy places the organism in Eukaryota, Metazoa, Chordata, Actinopteri, Cypriniformes, Cyprinidae. The record is from RefSeq and is a predicted model, not a curated record. Bases 352 to 1263 code for a protein of 303 amino acids.
AAAACUCAAGGCACACUCCAGAGCUCGCUGCAGCCUCUCCGGUGUUGAAUGGAAACAGCCUGAAGCAAUUAGCCCACUAAGACCCACUCAUUAGGAGGUCAGUUCAUAAGCAUACUUUGAGGACUGCUCAGAGAGAAAAGGCUUUGCUGAUGAUCACGGGAAUCCUGGAAACACUCUAUUUUGGGAUUUUUAGGUCUAGUGACUGGAGAGGAACACUCAUGUGUGUUUGUUCAGAGUGCAUUUGUUGGUCUUCUACACUGACAUAAAAGCUACUUCUGUUAUCAGAGACAAUAACUUUUUUCCAUCUAUUUGCUGUUUUUGGAGACUUCAACCAGUUUAACCUGCCAGGCAAUGGCUUAUUUACUAGUUGUACUAGUGCUGAUGCUAGUUUCAGGAUCUGAGUCCUUUCAUUUGGAGCACCUCAGCCGUUUUGACUGGCAGAAGAGCAUUCGACCAGGAGAGGGAUGCCCUAAAAAGUGCCACCCUGAGCGGUGCCCAGAUGUUAGGCAGCUGCAGGGCUGUCCAUCCGGGCUGGUUCGUGACCAGUGCGGGUGUUGCUGGGAAUGUGGAAACGAUGAGGGGCAGCUGUGUGACCCGGAGCCCCGAUCUGGGUCUACUUUCUUCGGGCGCUGUGCUGAAGGGCUGCGCUGCAGAGCUCCACGCAGAAACCCCACAGGUGAACCCAGAGCCACCUGCGUGUGCAGCAAGCAGGAAGCACUCUGUGGUUCUGAUGGAAAGACGUAUAAAAAUAUAUGUCAGUUUCGGGCGGGCCAACACAAGCAAGGCAAAGGGCAGAUGCUGACAAUGGUGCACCACGGACCCUGCAAGACAAAACCGGUUAUCACUUAUGCUCCCCAUGACAUCGUCACAACCAAAGGAAGUGAUGUCAUCUUUUCCUGUGAGGUGUCAUCGUAUCCAAUGGCCUCCAUCCAGUGGAGUAAAGAAGAGGACGUUAUUUCUUUUCCUGCUGAUGAUUCAAGCAUGGCUGUACAGGCCCGUGGAGGUCCGCGGCGGUUUGAAUUGACUGGCUGGCUCCAGAUUCAAGGAGUCGGGCCGAACGAUGCAGGUGUGUACACAUGCACCGCCAGGAAUGCCUUCGGAGAGGUGUCUGCCUCUGCCAGAUUACAGGUUACACAUGGAGGUUCUCAGCUGAGCAAAGAAUUCCGACAAAAAGAAAACCGAGCUUACAGAAUAUCAGGCGAAGAAGGGAAUGUCGAUGAUGAAGAUUACGAAGGCCAGCCAAGUGGAUAUAUGUAUUUGUAACAAACAGAGAUUGUAAAAUCAUAGCAUUUAAACACAGAUUUUUUUUUUAUUAAGUUUGAAAUGUAA